Messenger RNA from Peniophora sp. CBMAI 1063, 4686 nucleotides. The record is from the annotation of a GenBank genome assembly. Lineage: Eukaryota; Fungi; Basidiomycota; Agaricomycetes; Russulales; Peniophoraceae.
AUGGCAUCCGUAGCCGGUCCAGUUCCCUCGCGAACGUCGCAGCCCACGCAUAAUAAGCAGGCUACAACCUCACGCUCGAACCCGACCGGUCAGGACCCAUUCCACGGCCAUGAACGGAUGGCACGUCUGGCCGCCCGCUUCGUCUCGCAUUUGUUCGCCUGCCCCGACCAGCCGGCCCCAGCUGCCGGACAGCAAGCACCCGCGCGCUUGGACCACUUCAUCGCCUACGCCCUCCAUCGGACGUGCUUACCCGAAAGCGUCACGUAUGCGUCGCUCUUCCUGCUACAGCGCCUCAAGGCGCGCUUCUCCGCCGCCAAGGGUUCAUCAGGGCACCGCCUUUUCAUUUCCGCUUUCAUGUUGGCCAGCAAGAUUAUCUGCGACGACACGUACUCCAAUAAGUCCUGGUGCAUCGUCGCCCAGGGGCAUGUUGAGACGUGCUCCUACCUACAGUGGCAACUCAACGUGGACAAGGACGUCUUGGCCGACUUCACCGCCCGCGUCGCCAGCGAUUUCUCAUACCCCGGGCCGUAUCCCGCGCUCGUCAUCCAGUCCCCGACGGUAGCAACCUCGCCUCUCGGCCAGGGCGGCCUUCACUCGCUUUACAUCUUGUCUGGACCUCCUAGUCUUUCACUUGUACCCACUCGUGUCUACUGUCUAUUGGACUAUGCAUUACUUGUGGGGGUGGUUUCCCGAUGCGAACCGACCGAGCUUUCCCCCGAUGUGCUCAUGAGGACACCUACACCCAAUGUAGAGGUCGUCGACGAGCUCGUUCAUAUGCUGCCAGCAAUGGCCCGUGCUGGUUACAAGUCAGUUCAGCCUGUUCACCUCAAUACAACUGUCUCUCGGCACUUUCCAAUGUGGUUACCCCUGUACUGGAAGGCCAUCGCAGAGAUGCAACCCGCAUGUACGGCAUGGGCACGAACAAUCCGCAAACUGGAGAGUGCACGCAAAGUCUGGGCGAAGGACCCGACUCGGUUACAGCUCUAUGACGUCGCCGAGGACACAUUCAAUCUCCUGGAUACGGUCCGAUGGUCGGACAGACUCUGUGGCUUCAGUGACGAUACCCACCCACUGCACGUCGUUAGCGCCUUCGGCGAGCCGACACGUUGGCUGUCGACAUCACAAGAGAACCUCCUGCUCGACCUCCUACGUGAUGAUGUCCUGGCAAGUGACAAACGAGGGGAAAUUGAAGUCGAAAACAUGGACUUCUUGACGAAGCUCACCACGGCGUACAAGACGGCGGACAUCAUACCAUACGGCUCAUCUCGCUAUGUCCAACGCCAACGCGGCCUGGGCGAAUCUCUCUCUUCUGGUGCCCGAAAGGCCGUCUGCAUGCUCGCAAACGUCGGAGGAAACCAUUGGGUUGGAGUGGUGGUUGAUUUCGCAUCGAAGAAGAUCCUGUACGGCGACUCGAUGAAUCACGACAUGCCCGAGCUGCUCCAGAACGCGUUGGUCUGGUGGACAGCACAGCAUUCUGACACGUCGUUCGAGAUUGCUGCACUGGAGACUGUCCGACAGCGAGACGGGCAUAGCUGCGGAUUGCUCGCCUUUAACGCUGUCGGACACUGGUGUCUUCCCUCGUCUCCGCGCUAUCAGCUCAUGGACGCACAGAACAUGUACAAAGCACGACUUCAAGUCCUCGGGCAAAUCCUCAAUCGGCAUGCAACAAAUGCCUUCGACUACGACAUGACGGAGAGCAGCGAGCUUGCACCGGGCUUUGAAUUUACUUUUACGUGCUCUGUUCCCAUUCACCCUCCCGACGAGAUCCCAUCUUCACCCAUCCCUACUUCUCCUACACUUCCUCCAGUUGUCACAGUCGAUGGCGAGACAGAUCUUGAUGUAGACGGAUGGGAUGAUGACGAAGUUGAUGAGUUAGAUGAUGAUGACGAGGGUGGAACCCAGGAGGCCGAAGGAAUGUGUGUUGACGAUGAUGGCUACCUGUCAGAGCUCAGCAACGAGAGCAUGCCCGAUGCUGGAUCUGGUCAAGGAAUAGACAUUGAGCCCUCACGGUUUGUGCAGAAUUUAUACGAGAUCGAGAAAAACUGUGCUUACAUCAUGACUAGCAUCCCUUCGCCCGACGUGCAGCACCCCGAACCUGCAGCUCAGCCUUCCCCUUCGGCACCCCCGCAGAUUCCAUUUCGACUUCCAGCCUCUGCAAAAGCGCCGAAAAAAUCCAACGGGACAGCGAAAGGCCUCUUCGCAUUUGGCUUCCACCCCGCGACAGCAGAAGAGAUCGCAGAUCAACGAGCACGCAUUGAUGAACGAGUCCGUGAGGAUCGAGCAGCUCUAGCAGCGCGAGCCGCUGCUAUUACAGAGGAGAAGAGAGAUCGGGAGCGCAGGGCCACCCGCGAGCGAGUGAGGAGGUGUCGUGAGCGUAAGAAGCAAGGAGAGAUCGCGGAGGGAAAACGCGAUGCGACGACGGGCAAGAAGCGCAAACCCCACGAGGCCUCUAUGACAGUUGAUGAUCUUCGCGAUGAGACACGGCCCGCAAAGCGCAUGAAGGCAGAUGUCGCAGAGCUUUCUCGGCCGGAACGUCGCACUUGUCAACGCUUGAAAGACAAAAGAAGAUCAAAUGCGGGUCGAAAGCGCAAGAACGAGAGGAAAGGUGCUGUGUACGUCAACUGGCACUCACCCUUUCUUUGGCGCCAAAUCGAUCAGGCGCGUCGCAAGGUCGGCUGGAGUGAGACAGCCAUUCAGAGAGAGCUUGCGCGGCGUGAUCCUGAGCUCUUUGGCUGCAUCUCGCGCACAACAAUUCAGGGUUGGAUUGACAAAUCGAACCCUCUUGCGCCCAGAUGGACUGACAGCUGUCUGGAGAUGAACCGGCAUGGGAAUCAUCAGGCCGAGGGGAACAAGGGCGGGCGGCGCGGGAUUCUCGCUUCGUACCCCGAUGUUGUCGCUGCAAUCAACAAGCGCUUGGUUGGCCUUCGCAAGGAUGGUGCACCCAUCAGUCUCGUCUCUGCCCGUGGUGUUGUAGUGGCGACCAUUCUUCAUAUGGCACCCGAAAUCUUCGAGAAAACAUUCGCUGACGGCUCCAAGUUCCGUGCUUCAGACAAGUUCUUGCGAAGCUAUCUACACAAUGAGCUUACCUGGUCGCCUCGACAUGCUACCCAUGCUGCUCAGAAGCUUCCCGCAGACUGGGAAGAACAGUGCAAUCGAGCACGCCUUCGUCUCGCACACUGCAUUAAGGAGUGGGAUGUGCCGCCCGAGCUCGUUCUCAACACAGAUCAGACUCAGGGCGUUUUCACACAAGGUACCAAAUUGACAUGGGCACCAACCGGUACACGUCAGGUGGCUGUUGUCGGUACCGAGGAGAAGCGUGCAUUCACGGCUGUUGUUACCGUGGCAAGCAGCGGCGAACUUUUGCCCUUCCAGGCUGUCUAUGCAGGGUCGCAGGAGAAUGUUGUGCUUCCAAAACCGACAAGUCCAUGCUUUGCUGAAGCCGAGAAGAUUGGCAUUAAGUUCGUACCCUCCAAGACUUCGACUUACUGGUCAACACACGAGACGAUGCACAGACUCGUUGAUGAGCAGAUCGCACCGUAUCGCGAGCGCGUCAUCCAGGAACAAGCUCUUCCCACCGACCAGAAGUUGAUCUGGCUGAUCGACGUGUGGUCUGUACAUCGCUCGAAGGAGUUCCGCGAUUGGAUGCAGGAGCAUCAUCCCGAGAUCAUUGUUCUCUAUGUCCCGGGUGGCUGCACAGGAGUGUUUCAACCGUGCGAUGUCGGGAUCCAACGCCUUCUGAAGCACAUUUGGAAGUGUGUCUUCCAUGAGCAGGUGGUCGCGGAAUCGUUGCGCCAGAUGGACAACGGCGAACCUGUCAAACUCGCGACUGCUAUCGCCGCGAUGAGAAAUCGCACUGUGGCCUGGCUCGUUAGCGCAUACGAGGGACUGAAUAAGCCCGAGCAUCAGGAAACCACCCCCCCAUUCAUUUCGCCUCGGCGGAUUUUCAGCCGCGGCACGGCCUCGAAAGCCCUCAACCGGCCUCAGCGAGCUCUAAAGCCUAAACGGCGAUUUAUUCGCCAUUCAGCCAUGUCUCAGAUUGGCUCAGAUGUCGAAACGAACGACUUGCACGCGCGAGUCGCGAGACGGCCCGAAAUCGUCACGUGCGCGACGCGUCAUCCGGCCGCUCCGACUCGUCCCGAGUUCAACUUCAACCGCCACCAUCUCCCCUCCCUCCUUCGCCCGCCCGUCCCCCCUCGCCGUGGCCCCGCCGCGCCCUCGCGCCCCCGGCUCCUGCCGCACGCUGGCGACCCCGCUGAUGCGGAGAAGGCUACCCUCGGGCAUACGCGCUCGGGGCAAGCUCUCCGCAUCGGCGGACUUCAACCUUGCUGUCGCGGGCCAGCAAGAGCGCGGCUUCUUAUCCCUCGCCGCCUUCCUUCUUCCUGCGUGAAGCAGGCGCCUCGGCCGCAGGCGCCUGCCCGCGCCGGAUAUACGCGAGCCAACUCGGCUUUUCCGCGCCGUGCUCGUGACGUGGCGGCCGAACGCGUGUUCGGCCUUAGCCUUGUCUCAUUGCGAGCUGGCGUAGACUGCACUCCCUUGCAAGAUAAUCGUCAUGUAUGCCUGCAGCUUUUGAUGGUUUUGCAUAGGGUCUUGUGUAUUGCUCACUCAGGAGACCCCGUAUUCGAGUUGUCAUUUGCUGGUGUUUGGCCUGUGGCAGACGUGAUGUGGGGGGACUCGUCGUAUAGCUAG